Molecule: messenger RNA, 1020 nt
Organism: Colias croceus (clouded yellow)
Lineage: Eukaryota; Metazoa; Arthropoda; Insecta; Lepidoptera; Pieridae
Product: retinol dehydrogenase 12-like
Exons: 2
Coding region: 21-989 (322 amino acids)
Source: RefSeq, a predicted model, not a curated record
UCGACCGCUCGUGAGGCACAAUGUCGAUGUUUAUAUUUAGUAUCGUUUACCUUUUACAAGUGUUAUUCUACAUAGUGACUUUAUUUUUUUUUUUUAUUGGAUGUCGGCUUUAUUUCCAACCAGUGAAAGAAAUGUGUAGAUGUAAGACGAAGCUUAACGGGAAGGUGGCUCUAGUGACGGGAGGGAACUCAGGCAUCGGGCUGGAGACGGCCAGGGAGCUGGCGAGCCGCGGGGCGAAGGUAAUCAUAGCGAGCAGAGACGUCGCCCGGUCCGCGGCAACCGUCAGCGACAUCAUCAGCACCACGGGGAACCCGCACGUACAACAUAAACACUUGGACCUCUCCAAAUUUAAAAGCGUUAGGCAGCUCGCCGAAGAUAUCAACAAAAGCGCAGAUCCGCUGCAUAUUUUGGUUAACAAUGCUGGAGUCGGCAUUCUAGAGAAUCGUCUCACUGAAGAUGGAAUUGACAAGAUCAUGCAGAUCAAUCAUUUUGGACAUGCUCUGUUAACUCAUUUGUUAUUGGAUAAGUUGAAGGAAUCAGCCCCGAGCCGGAUCGUCGUUGUAUCUUCACUCUUGCAUUAUGUAUCUAAAUUGGAUUUAAAUGAUUUAGCGGCGAAAAAGAAGUCUCAUUACAUGGUGAGGUAUAAUAACAGUAAGCUAUUAAACAUAUUAUGGGUGCGAGCGCUUGCCAAGCGGUUACCAAAGGGUGUGACUGUCAAUUGCUUGCAUCCUGGUUUGGUGAGCACCAACAUGUUCCAAAAAGUACCACCGUGGCUAGGUUAUAUUGUUGAAAAUGCUAUAGCGAUAUUUUUUAAGGUUCCAAAGGAGGGAGCACAAACGGUCAUACAUUUAUGUCUAAGUCCUGAAUUUGAGGAACAAUCUGGUGGAUAUUAUAUGGAGUGUCAGUUAAGAAAACCUUCGAAAGUGGCGCAAGAUGCGGAUUUAUCGGAAGCUGUAUGGCAGAAAACUAUGGAGUUGAUCAAACAAUGAUUUUGUAUGUUGAUUAGAGUUUCUUAGUACA